Messenger RNA from Boleophthalmus pectinirostris (great blue-spotted mudskipper), 712 nucleotides. Its product is annotated as histone H2B 1/2-like. NCBI's taxonomy places the organism in Eukaryota, Metazoa, Chordata, Actinopteri, Gobiiformes, Gobiidae. The transcript has a single exon. Gene Ontology annotation, molecular function: protein heterodimerization activity; structural constituent of chromatin; DNA binding. The coding region runs from base 43 to 417 and encodes 124 amino acids. The record is from RefSeq and is a predicted model, not a curated record. Gene Ontology annotation, cellular component: nucleosome.
CUUAGUGCAAUACUCGUUCGUCUGAACUCGGAAGAACACAGUAUGCCUGAUCCAGCAAAGACCGCGCCCAAGAAGGGCUCCAAGAAAGCCGUUACUAAGACCGCAGGCAAAGGCGGCAAGAAGAAGAGAAAGACCAGGAGGGAGAGCUACGCCAUCUACGUGUACAAGGUGCUGAAGCAGGUUCACCCGGACACCGGCAUUUCUUCCAAGGCCAUGAGCAUUAUGAACUCCUUCGUCAACGACAUCUUCGAGAGGAUCGGCAGUGAGGCCUCCCGCCUGGCGCACUACAACAAGCGCUCCACCAUCACUUCCAGGGAGAUCCAGACCGCCGUGCGCCUCCUGCUGCCUGGAGAGCUGGCCAAGCACGCCGUGUCCGAGGGCACCAAGGCCGUCACCAAGUACACCAGCUCCAAGUAAACUGUCCCCUUGCGCUAAAAACCCAAACAACGGCCCUUCUCAGGGCCACCCACAACUAAAAAGGGCACUUUCUGUUCUACUUGUACGGUUAAAUCUGACUGAAACUGGUUUGGCAGCUUGGGUUUUGUUUUUUUCAGGUUUGCGUGCUGUGUAUUAACGAUAGUUCUGUCCCCCUUGUGCGAUAAUUUGCAUUUCAGUCUUGCUAUGCAGUUACGAACAUAUAUUCAGACUUAAUACAUCAACUAUGACUGUGUUUGUAUAUAUUUAAUAAAGAAAAUUGGGUCAAAAGGAAAAA